Molecule: messenger RNA, 783 nt
Organism: Closterium sp. NIES-65
Lineage: Eukaryota; Viridiplantae; Streptophyta; Zygnematophyceae; Desmidiales; Closteriaceae
Source: the annotation of a GenBank genome assembly
AUGCGUGCGAUUCGCAGCCGUCGCACAGUUCGAACAGGGGUCAAUGGUGCACCCAGUGAGCGUGUCGCACGCGGAUCCCUUCACCUCUUUUUCAUUGUUCUGUCUCCUGCUUCCCAUUUCCCCCCUCCCCAUCGUCCUCUUUCAUUCCCUACCUCUCUCCUUGCCCGUCCCACCCAACUAACCCUUCCCAUCUUUGCCUCCCCCUCCCAUCCCCUAUCUAACCUUCCUUCUCCCCCCCUGGCCCCUCUCUCUGUCCCCUUCUCCCUUUCCCCAACCUGCCCUCUUUUCCACGUCGCGAACGCGCGCCCGCGUAUCGCCAGGUAUGACUUGGGUCGGCAGGCGGCCAACACAAAGCUCAGCAGUCACAAGACGGUGCGCCGGAUCCGCGUGCGCGGCGGGAACUACAAGUUCCGCGCGCUGCGCCUGGACACGGGCAACUACGCGUGGGGCAGCGAGUCGGUGACGCGCAAGACGCGCAUCCUGGACGUGGCGUACAACGCGAGCAACAACGAGCUGGUCCGCACGCAGACGCUCGUGAAGAACGCCAUCAUUCAGGUCGACGCCGCGCCGUUCCGGCAGUGGUACCAGCAGCACUACGGCGUGGACCUCGGCAAGAAGAAGUCCAAGGCCGGCAAGAAGGAGGUGCGAGACGGGGGGGGGGGAGUGAGGGUGGGCGAGGAGGAGAAGGCGGAGGGCGAGGCGGGAGAGGAGGUGAAGAAGGGCAAGGAGCUGGAGUUUUACAUGAAGAAGCUGCAGAAGAAGAAGGGCAAGUCCGCCGCCUAG